CCUCUCCGGCGGAAGGCGAGCGACGCACCGAGGCAGAGGAUGGAAAAUGUGCCAUAAAAACAGUGCAGUGACUCCGUACAGAUUGCUGUGAAUCUCUGAGUGACGAUGGCGUUCUUUCAGAACAACUUCUGGGGAGAACCGUCCUCACAUUUCAGCCAUUCCCCUGGUACCUGGGAAGUGGUCUGUUCUCGGCUGGUGGUGUAUUUUUAGGUCCAGAGAAGCAGCUGUCGGCUCGACCGUCUGUUGGCUGAAAAAUGUGAUGAGCAUCCAGAAAUGACGCGACCUGAAGCGCUGCUUCAGGCAGGCACUGGAUUAUGGAGAUUUCUGCUACGACAGGGAGAGAAGAAUGCCGGCUUUGACGUGCUCUACCACAACAUGAAGCAUGGCCAGCUGGCAACCAAGGAGCUAGCUGAGUUCGUCCGCGAAAGGGCUGCCAUUGAGGAGACCUACUCCAAAUCAAUGACCAAACUUUCCAAGAUGGCCAGCAACGGAAGUCCACAGGGGACGUUUGCGCCUAUGUGGGAUGUGUUCAGGGUGUCCUCGGACAAACUGGCUCUCUGCCACCUUGAGCUGAUGAGGAAGAUGAAUGAUCUCAUCAGGGACAUUAACAAAUACGGAGAUGAACAGGUCAAAAUUCACAGAAAGACGAAGGAGGAGAUGGGGGGGACAGUAGAUGCAGUGCAGGCGCUGCAGGUGCAGAGCGGUCACCUUCAGAAGUCGAAGGAGGGCUAUCAUGGCAAAUGUUUGGAGCUGGAGCGGCUGAGGAAGGAGGGGGCACCACAGAAAGAACUGGAGAAGGCGGAGCUGAAGUCUAAGAAAGCUGGCGAGUCAUUUGCGUUGUGCAUCGAGAAGUACAACCGUGUGGGAGGAGAGUUUGAGCAGAAGAUGAGCGAGUCCGCUCAGAAGUUUCAGGAGAUCGAAGAAGCUCACCUUCGGCAGAUGAAGCAGCUGAUCAAAGGCUACUCUCACUCCAUAGAAGACACCCACGUCCAGGUGGGCCAGGUCCACGAGGAAUUUAAGCAGAACGUGGAAAACAUUGGCAUCGAUAACCUCAUUCAGAAGUUUGCGGAGCUGAAGGCCACGGGCAAAGACAGGCCAGCUCUUGCUGGUUUUGAGGAGUACAUGACAGCUUUGGCUCCUGAAGGUGGGAAGAAGAGUCGGACAAAGGCCUUCAGGAUCCCCGGCCUGGGCAAACGCGACAAGGAGCCAGACUCUACGGAUUCAGCUGUGACAGAGGCACUGAACUCACCCCUGGAAGUAGAUGACGAGGGAUUUGUCAUCCGAGCCGACAGCACCCAGAAUGGCUGCUCCGAGAAGGAGAACAAUUUCUACUCUAGCGAUUCCGAUUUUGAUGACGAGGAGCCCAAGAAGUUCCACAUCCAGAUCCGACCGGUCGCCACCAGCAACCGCGGCAGCUCCGCUGCCACUGAGAAGGAGCUGAAGGCCACUGUGGGGACGCUCACGCUGCCGCCCAAUCGAGGGGCCAGACAGCAGGUGCAGGUCAAGCAUCAUCUCUCCAGAAAGUUGAGCUCUGCAGGAGGCCGCUCGGAGGAAAGUGAAGCUGCCUCCCACAGAGAUGGAGAGCAGGAAGGUCUACGCAGGUCAACGUCCAGUCCUGACCACAGCAGGUUGAGCUCGACGGCAUCGGGCUCAGACAGCCUCUUUGGACCUCCGCUGGAAUCUGCAUUCAAGUCCAAAAGCUUUGACAGUCGGGAACACCUCAGAGAGCAGCGUGCUUUUAAUGCCUCUGAAUAUGCAGCCUUUUCAUCGGAUUCAUCCUCCCCGGAGAAUGUUGAAGACUCUGGUCUGGACUCGCCUUCCCAUCAGCCCCUUGGGCCCUCUCCUGAACCCGUGGGUUGGGCAGCAUGGCCUCCGACGUCGCAGAGUAAGGAACAAACACUGGGGCGGCCUGUGGACCCAUUCCUCUCUGUGUUUCAUGACCCCUCCUCGGGUCGCGGUCCUCACCUGCAGGACGACCCUUGUGGCGUCUGGUCUGUCGCCCAGUCGCGUCCCUCCCGCGUAGCCCCAGAUGUUGAGCCCUCGUCUAUGCGGUUCCCUGCCUUCUCUCAGUCUCUCCAGCCGUCAGAGAUGGAGGCGUCGGUGUGGAACUGUAAACACAUCCCCCCCGAGGACCCCUUCCUUGCUGCGUUCGAGAGAACUGUCACCCAGGAGUCUGUGAACCUGUCUGACGCCUGGGCGCGGCCGCCGCCCCGUCAGGUCCAGGAGGGCAGGGGGGUGGAGGUGCGAGGGGACCCGUUUGCCAUCACCCCGGCUGACACUAAAACUCUCCCAAAUUCAACCUCCUCCUCCUCAUCUUCCACCAAUCGCAGAGACAGAGACAGGAAGCGGGACCGCAGCCUCCCGCCUCCCGUUACCUCCGAAGACCCGUUUGCGAUCACGAUGAUCGGCAGCCCGACGCACCAGUCGUCUCUGGCUGCAGCAUCUGGGUUCCUCCCUCCACAAAGCAGCAGCAGCAGCAGUGCCAGCAGCAGUAGGCUGGGACCUGGCGCUAACUCAGGCUCCUUACCCAUGAGCCAGCCAAAGAAGGAGCUGAUGCACUGGAACUCUGUGCACAACCCGUUCAGUGACGGCGUCUCCAAAGCGCAGGAAGGGGGAGGAAAGGGGGAGAGCGGAGGGGGAGAGAGGAGGAAACAUCGAUCCUCAGAAAGUGAGCCGCGCAGGAACGCCCCUCCACUCACGAGGCAUUCAGGCCCACAGGAGGAUUUGUGCUUCUCAACAGACAAAGACCAAGACUGUCUGGAUCUGAACACGCACAUGUCCUGCAGCGUCGCCUCCAACAAGGGGUCCAAGCAUAACUUCAGGCAGGACACAGCUGAAGUAGUGGCAGCUGCUCCUCAGCGAGCGUCCAGGGCUAAGAAGAAUUCAGGCCGACUCAGCGGCUGUGAGCGAUCCCGAUCCCUUUGCUCGUCCCCGCUGCCGGAGCCCAGCCCUCCCCUCACUUCCUCUUCGUCGUCCAGUCCCAGCGAGUGGGGGCCUCAGGCCAGAGACAGCGAAUGGGGCGGGCAGAAUCCAGCACCCAGCCCUGUUCGAGCAGGACAAGCCUCGCCGCUGCCUUACCAACGGCAGGAGCCCCAGACGAGGCAGUUGCACCUGUCCAGAGGUCCCAGUCCCAUUUCUCUCAGUACACAGGAGGCCUGGCCUGUGGCAACGGCCAUAACCGAGUACAUCAACGCCUACUUCAAAGGUGGACAGCACAACCGCUGCCUGGUGAAGAUCACGGGCGACCUGACCAUGUCCUUCCCUGCGGGCAUCAUCCGGAUCUUCUCCGCCAACCCCAACGUUCCCGUUCUCAGCUUCCGGCUGGUCAACAUCUCGCGCAUCGAUCACUUCCUGCCGAAUCAGAAGCUGCUCUACAGCGAUCCGUCUCAGACCGACCCAGACACCAGAGACUUUUGGUUCAACAUGCAGGCUCUGCAGCUCUACCUGCAGAGAGAGGCGGAGCUCAACCCCCAGGCCUCCUACUACAACGUGGGGCUGCUCAAGUAUCAGGUGUCGUCUCAGGACCCCGGUCGGGCUCCUCUCCUGCUGUCGGCGGAGUGCCAGCGAAGCGGUACUGUGACCCGGGUCUCCUUGGAUUAUCACUGCUGCCCCGCCACCGCACCCUCCACCCAGCUCACUGCAGUCCAGGUGCUGCUGCCUUUGGACCACACUGCCACAGACCUGCAGUGCCAGCCACCCGCGUCCUGGAACGCAGAAGAACGGCGGCUGCUGUGGAAACUCCCCAACCUGUCCCCGACCAACCACAGCAAAGGCUCGGGGACCCUGUGUGCCAGCUGGCAGUGCCUGGAGGUUCCCCGCGGCCCCCCGCCCAGUCUGGCGGUCCAGUUUGUGGGCUCGGGGGCCUCGCUGUCAGGCAUGGACAUGGAGCUGGUGGGAAGCCGGUACCGCAUGUCGCUGGUCAAGAAGAGAUUCGCUACAGGGAAGUACAUGGCGGGCUGCUCGUUGUGAAUAGUGUAAACAGGACCAUCAGAGUUUUGAAUGGGUCGUCACUGGAGGUUCAGAGAAAUUGGCACUUUAUCAGCGAGUGGUGGCGUCGACUGAGGAAGAGCAGGCACGUGGUGUUUGGUAAGGUUUCUAACUGGAGACGAGG
Molecule: messenger RNA, 4111 nt
Organism: Betta splendens (Siamese fighting fish)
Lineage: Eukaryota; Metazoa; Chordata; Actinopteri; Anabantiformes; Osphronemidae
Gene: fcho1
Product: FCH and mu domain containing endocytic adaptor 1
Exons: 28
Coding region: 274-3969 (1231 amino acids)
Biological process (GO): clathrin coat assembly; clathrin-dependent endocytosis
Cellular component (GO): clathrin-coated vesicle; plasma membrane; clathrin-coated pit
Source: RefSeq, a predicted model, not a curated record